AGGCCAGGACCCGCGAGCGCGAGACCCCGAGCGCCAAGGCGGGAGAAGGCUCGCGCAUGCGCGGCUCGGAGCGUCGGGCUCGCCAGGAUGGGGAAGGGGAGGUGGAGUUUCCUUGAGGGAACUUGACCCGUUAGCUGCCGCGGCCAUGGCGGCGCGCUCGCCGCCCUCACAGCUGCUUCUGCCCCCGGCGCGACAGUUGGGGCCCCGGUCCCCAUGUGUUGGGCGGGGAGCUGUGGCACACGCAGUGCGCAGCGAGGCCUCGGGUCUUGCCGGCGCAGCGCGGGAGGGCGUCGUGGACAAAAGCGAUAUACCCUGGCGGGGCGAAGAAGGGUCAGAGGGCCAGCGAGGGCCAGCGGGGACAGCUCCGGCUCAGGCUCCCCUCCUCAGCGCGCCCAUGGGGUCCAUGCGGCUAGAGGGCAUCUCGGUAGAGGAGGCGAUGGUGACCCGGACGCAGCUGCUGGAGGAAGAGCUGAGCAGCCUAAAGGAGGAGCUGGCCCUGUGUCAGGCUGAUAAAGAAUUCGUAUGGUCUCUGUGGAAACGUCUACAGGUGACAAACCCAGAUCUCACACAAGCAGUUAGUCUGAUUGUGGAAAGAGAAAAACAGAAAUCCGAAGCUAAAGACAGAAAAGUUUUAGAAAUUCUGCAAGUCAAGGAUGCUAAAAUACAAGAAUUGGAACAGAGUGAAUCAAGACUAAAACAGGAAAUAAAUGACCUUGUAAAACGGAAGAUUACAGUAGAUGAAGAAAAUGCUUUCUUAAGGAAAGAAUUCAGUGACUUGCAGAAGAAAUUUAAAGAUAAAAGUCAAGACGUUAAGGACACUAAGGAGUGUGUACAGAAUAAGGAAGAGCAAAACAGACUGGUUAUAAAAAAUCUGAAGGAGGAAAAUGAGAAAUUAAGCACCCACUGCGCUGACUUGCUAAAUGACCUGGAGAAACUGAGGAAGCAGGAAGCACAUUGGAGAAAAGAAAAAUCUAACACUGAUGCAAAAAUAAAGGCCUUUGAAGACAGUUUAAUUGAAGCAAAGAAAGAAAUUGAAGUGUCACAGAGUAAAUAUAAUGCUCUGUCAUUACAGUUGAAUAAUAAACAGACUGAACUUAUCCAAAAGGAUAUGGAUAUCACUUUGGUCAGGAAAGAGUUGCAGGAGCUGCAGAAUCUUUAUAAACAGAACAGUGCACAUACAGCACAGCAAGCAGAACUGAUCCAGCAACUUCAGGUUCUGAAUAUGGACACACAGAAAGUGCUGAGGAACCAGGAAAAUGUUCAUACAGCUGAGAGUAUAUCAUAUCAAAAACUUUACAAUGAGUUACAUAUUUGUUUUGAAACCACAAAAUCAAGUGAAGCUAUGCUCCGACAAAGUGUUGUUAGUCUUCAGGAUCAGCUAUUUCAAAGAGAGCAAGAAAAUGCUAAAUUAAAAGAAAAGCUUCAGGAAUCACAAGGAGCACUCUAUCCUUUACCUCAAGAAUGUGAUUCAGACCGCUCAGAACAGGUUUCUCAACAGCCAUCUUUAUCAAGUCUAGAAACCUUAAUGGUCUCACAGAAGUCUGAAAUUGAGUAUUUACAGGAGAAACUGAAAAUAGCAAAUGAGAAACUGUCACAGAACAGAUCUUCCAACAAGGGUUCCUCAGAGAAGAGCAUCUUGACAAGUGCUGACGGGAAACAUAAGGAACCACCUGUGAAACGUUCAAGGUCUUUGUCCCCAAAGACCUCUUUCACAGACUCAGAGGAGCUAAAGAAGCUGAGAAAAGCUGAAAGAAAGAUUGAAAACUUAGAGAAAGCACUACAACUAAAGAGCCAGGAAAAUGAUGAGCUAAGAGAUGCCCAUGAAAAACGCAAGGCAAGGCUACAGAUGUUACAGACCAACUACAGAGCAGUAAAAGAGCAAUUAAAACAGUGGGAGGAAGGCAGUGGCAUGAUGGAAAUCAGGAAAAUAAAGAGAGCAGAUCCUCAACAACUUCAACAAGAAGAUUCUGAUGCUGUAUGGAAUGAACUGGCCUAUUUCAAAAGAGAGAACCAGGAGCUAAUGAUUCAAAAGAUGAAUCUUCAAGAAGAAUUGGAUAAACUUAAAGUACAUAUGUCUGUUGAUAAAGCAACGAUACAGGAAUUGAAUACAAUUAUAGCAGAGAGAAAAGAAGAACAACUCUUAAGAUACGGUGAGGAUGACGGGGUCAAGAAGAGUACUCCAGAGAAGAAUUGGAAAGAAAUGUCAGAGCAGACAUUACAGAAGGUCAUUGAAUUGGAAAAUCGGCUAAAAUCUUUUGAGAAAAGGUCUAGAAAACUAAAAGAAGGGAAUAAAAAAUUAAUAAAAGAAAAUGAUUUCCUGAAAUCCCUCAUAGAACAGCAGCAAGAAGAUGCAAAGACCAGAGAAAAAGAGCUAGAACAGUUACAGAAGGGAAGUCAAGAUGUAGAAAAAGACAAAGCUGAACUUCAAGUAAAAAUCAGUGAGCUGGAGGCAGAAGUCACUUCCUUAAGGAGACAAGUGGCAGAAACUGAUGGGUUGAGAAAUGAAAAUGAAGAGCUGAUGAAUUCAGUGGAGAAAUUACAGCGUUCAGCAGACCAAGCUAAAUCUGAGAUGGCCACCACGAAAGUCAGAUCAGGAGAGUCUGCUUGUAAGACCACCACUACUAAGGUUAAAUUUAAAGCCGCCAAGAAAAAGUGCUCUGUGGGUCGUUACCAUACGGUUCUCAAUCACUCCAUCAAGGUUAUGAGCAAUAUGUUUGAGAACCUCAGCAAGGACGACUGGGAGGAUGUGAGUGAAAGCAGUGAUUCUGAAACGCAGACCUUACAGAAUUUGGGAACAAUUAUUGUAGAAACAUCCCAGGAAAUAAGUCCUACAGAAGAUAGAAGAGACCAGAAAGAAAAUGACCAAACAGAAGACAGCCAAGUGCAAGGAAAAGAAAUAGUACAAAUAUAUCCAAAUGUAGAUGGCAAGACCUCAAAGAUUUAUUUUCACAAGAAUGCCAAAAAGCCAGCUUUUCAAAAGAAGAAUGGUCAUAUUCAAAAGAGUUCACAUACAACAGGUCCUACCAGAGUUAACAGAGAAAAGUGGAAAAAUAUAACUGCCCAGAAAUCAAGUAGCAAUAUUAUUUUAUUACGAGAACGGAUUGUAUCCUUGCAACAACAAAACAGUGUACUUUUCAGUGCCAAAAAAGCAGCAGAACUGUCUGUUAAAGAAUAUAAAGAAGUCAAUGAAAAACUCCUUCAUCAGCAGCAGGUGUCUGAUCAACGAUUUCAGACAAACAGGCAGACAAUAAAGAAGCUAAAUUUGGAUUUGGCUGAGCUUAGGAAAGAAAAAGAAGACUUACUAAAGAAAUUGGAGUCCUCAUCUGAAAUCACAAGUUUGACUGAAGACGUUACCCGGCUGGCAAUUCCACGGAUACAAGUUACAUCACUUGGCCCUUCAAGGAGCAUGGAUUUGGAAAUGAAGCAAUUGCAGUGUAAACUAAAGAAUGCAACUAAUGAACUCACUAAACAAUCAUCAAACUUGAAGUCUCUGAAAUUUGAACUCCUAGCAAAAGAAGAACACAUAAAGGAAAUGCAUGAAAAGAUGUCUCGAAUGGAGAGAGAUAUAACCAUGAAAAGGCAUUUGAUAGAAGACUUGAAAUUUCGACAGAAAGUAAAUUUGGAAAGUAAUGAGAGUAUUAAUGAAAUGCUAGAAAAUCUUGAAAAAAAGGUGAAGACAUUAACUGAAGAGUGUUCCAAUAAGAAAGUAUCAAUUGAUUCACUAAAGCAAAGACUUAGUGUUGCUGUGAAAGAGAAGUCACAGUAUGAACAGAUGUAUCAGAAAACUAAAGAGGAGUUAGAAAAAAAGGAUAUCAGGCUUUCUUUUCUCGUAUCAAAAAUAAAUGAGGCUGAAUCUGCAAUGGCAGAAAUUGAAACAGCGGCAUCAAAGCAUCUCCAAGGAUUAGCGAUGCAAAGUGAGCAGGCCCUCGAAGGUGCACAGAAGAAAUUGCUGUUAGCCAAUGAGAAAGUGGAAGAGUUCACCAUAUUUGUGAAGGCUUUGGUCAGAGAGUUACAAAAUGAUGUCCAUUCGAUAAGGCGACAAAUGAGAGAGCUUAAAAAAAUGCAGAAAAACAGGGAUGCUUGUAAAACCUCAACCCAUAAAGCCCAGACCUUGGCAGCUUCUAUCCUGAACAUUUCACGGUCAGAUCUAGAGGAAAUAUUGGACACAGAAGACGAAGAGGAAAUCGAAAGGACAAAAAUAGAUGCUGAAAAUGACAAGGAAUGGCUGUUGUACAUUCAGAAACUUCUUGAAGGACAGCUUCCUUUUGCCACAUAUUUACUAGAAGCAAUACUGGAGAAAAUAAAUGAAAAAAAGAGACUAGUUGAAGGAUAUUUUGCAAUUAUGAAAGAUACGAGAUGAUAUUAUGAUUGAGACCUUUUUUUUCAAAUGUGAGAACUUUUUAUGUGUUGUGAUUGGAAAACAUGCAUUGCAAUCCUGAUACAGUAUCUGCUCCAACUAUCAAUAGUUCAGUUCAAUAUCAAAAUAAGAAGUCUCUGAAACAAAUUAAUUGCUGAACAAGUGAAACUAAUUAAGUGCAUAGCCAUUUAAAAGGAAAUAGUGUAGCAUUUGAUUGUUGAAUACAAAUAUUGCCACAAAUCAAUGCAACUUUAAAAUGAUUUUCCUUCCAGUAUAUUAGAAGAAAUUAGAACAAGCUUGGCACACACAAAUUAGUCUGAACAUAAAAAGAAAAAAGUAUAAACUGAGCACUUAGUGUUUUAAGUUUUAUUAAGAAACUAUACUUUUUACAUAAAAUUGCUAUAAAUGGCCUUAAAUCAGCCAGUGAACAAUAAAUUUGUACCCUAGGCAAAUAUAAAAGGAAGCUUUAUAACUUAAGAUGAGCAUUUAAUGAAGUAAAUGAUGUGGUCCAAUUGUCUCUGUUCUCAGUCUACUGGAUUACAUAGGAGAUACUGUAUUUUCUUAGAACAGUUUGGCAAAAAUAAAAACAUCGUCUCCUUUGCUCUCUCUUUUUUUUUUAAAUUCACAGUUCUUUGUGUGGUUAUACAAAUUAGCAAGGGACCACAAAUCCGUGUAUUAAUUAGGCUGGUCCUAGCAGUCCACUGAUUAGAUUAAAGUUGAAUUCUUAACAGUGAUAUCAUCCUUAUUUAGAUUCCCAAAACUUCCCUUUCCCGUCUUUGCUAUGUUCCUAACUCCUGACUUUUUGGUUCCUCCAGUUCACCCAACUUGUGCCUGCCUCCAGCUUUAAGCCUUGCUACUCUCUUUCUGCAAUAGUCUGGACUCAGCUUUUCUCUUGUCUGCCUCCUGCUCUUCAUUCAGGUUUGCCUUAUUUACUUCCUCAGAGACACAUUCCCUGGCCAUCUUGCUUUUUAACUUCCUUUUUAGCACAGAAGUAUAUAUUUCACCUGUCCACUUUUUUAUUUUCUUGUUCUUCCCCCUAACCCCGCCUGCUUUAGAAUAUAGGUCCAUGAGGAUAAGGUGGGGUUGGCAAAUUCUGGCCCACAGGCCAAGUCUGGGCUGCCACCUGUUUUUUUGUGGCCUAUAGUAAGCUAAGAAUGGUUUUUACAUUAUCAAAUGGUUAAAAAAUUCAAAAGAAGAAUAUUAUUUUGUAACAUGUGAAAGUUAUGAAAUUCAAACUUUAGUAUCCAUUAAUAAAGUUUUAUUGGAACACAGAAAUGCUCAUUCAUUUACAUAUUGUUUAUAGCUGCUCUCGCACUACAGUAAUGUGGGUGAGUAGUUGCAGCAGAGACCAUAUGUAGUGCUGUCACCACUUUGCACGGCUCCUAGGCACACUGCAAAAUCACAGUGACAUAGUUACAACUUGACAGUAUUUCAAGUGCCACAAUUACAACCAUACUGAAAAAAUGUUUUAAAGCAGUGCAUAUCCAUCACGUAGAGACAAGAAAAAUGGCUAUCGGAUGUCACACUUUUAAGGCAUAGUGAAGUGUGGAUUAUUUUGCUAUUGAACUCAAUGGCAAAGCAUUAUGUUUAUUAUGUAAUGACAUAGCUAUGCUAAAAGAAUUCAGUACAUACAUUAUCAGACUAAGUACUCAUCACAGUAUUCCCAACUCACAGUAAAGCAACAAUAAGAAAAAAAUUACAAAAUUUAAUACGUAAUACCACAGCAGAAUUUUGUUACAAAAAUUAAAAUGAGAUAGCGUAGUGUUACCCUGAUACCAAAAUUAAACAAAGGCAGCACAAAGAAAUAGACUGUGGCUAAAUAGACUGUAGGCUAAAAAAUGGCCCUUAAAGAUGUCCACCUCUUAAUCCCUAAAACCUGUGAAUUUUUACCUUGUAUAGCAAAAGGGACUUUGCAAAUCUGAGUAAAUUAAGAACCUUGACUGGGGAGAUUAUCCUGGAUUAUUUUUGGACCUAAUGCCUUCUAAGAAGGAGACAAGAGAAGACAGAGACCAAUGUUACUGCAGAAGCAGAGAUGCAGAAGUUUAGAGGCUCUACUUUGUUAGCUGUAUGUAUGGAGGAAGAGUGCCAUGACCCAAAGAAUAUAGAUAGCUCCUGGAGAAUGCAGAAAGCAAAGAAAUGGGCUGUCCUCUAGAGCCUCCAGAAAGAACCAACUUCAUUGACACCUUGACUUUAGCUUAGUGAAACCAAUUUUGCAUACCCAGAACUGGAAGAUACUAAAUCUAGUGCUGUUUUAAGCUACUAAGUUUGUGGUAAUUUGUGACUACAGCAAUAGAAAACUUACUCAAUUUGCUUAUGUUCUGUUUGGAAUUUUUAUAUCUGUGUUCUCAAGUGAUACUGGCCAGAAGAUACAAGAUCUAGGCUGGUUCAGUUUUCAGAAAUCAAUCAAUGUACACCACCAUUUUAACAGGCUAAAGAAGAAAUAUCAUACAAUCAUAAAACUUUUAAGAAAGCAUUUGAAAAAUUCAACAUCCAUACAUGAAAAAAAAACCAGCUCAGAAAACUGGGAAUGUUCUCAAAUUGAUUGGAACAUCUACAAGAACCUACAUCUAAGCCUACGUUAAACUUAAUGAUGGAAUAUUGAACACUUUCCCUUAAGAUCAGGAACAAGACAAGGAUGUCCACUCUCAUCACUCUAAUUCAACAUAAUAUUGAAAAUUCUAGCCAGCACAGUAAGGCAAGAAAAGGAAAUAAAAAGCUUACAGAUUGGAAAGAAAAAGUAAAGCUAUCUCUGAAAAAAUAAACCAACCCUCCCAGAAUUAAUGUGACUUCAGCAAGGCAGCAAGGUCUGAAAAUACAAGAGCAACAUGUAAAAAUAAACUGUAUAUCUAUGCACUAGUAAACUAGUAAAAAAUAUGUGGAAACCGAAAUUUAAAAUACAAUAAAAUUGACAACUGCUCAAAAGAAAAAGGAGAGGAAUACUUAGGUGUAAAUCUAAUAAAGUUUGCAUAAGAAUUCUGUACUGAAAACUACAAGCGCUGGUGAGAGAACUCAAAGGAGAUUAAAUAAAUGUGGAGAAAUACGGGAGCAAGGAUUGGGAUACUCUGCAUAGCAAAGACAUCAAUUGUCUGCAACUUUAUAUACAGGUUUACCACAAUUCCUAUGAACGUCACAGCAAACUGUUUUGAAGAUAGAGACAAGAUUCUUCUAAAAUUUGUGUGGAAAGACAAAGUGUUUUAAAUGGGAGAAAUUACUCUACCCAAUUUCAAGAUGUAUUACAUAGCUGCACUUAUCAAGAGUGUGUGGUAUUGGCAGAGGGACAGACACAUAGAUCAGUGGAACAGAAUAGAGAGCCAAAAGAUACACCCUUGCAAAUAUGCCCAAAUGAUUUUAAAUAAAGGUUCAAAAACAAUUCAAUGGAGUCAGGAUAGUCUCUCAACAAAUGAUACUGAAAGAAUUGGAAAUCCAUACAUAAAAAAAAGAACCUAAACUUGACACUUCAGACACAAAUUAUCUCAAAAUGAAUCAUACAUUUAAAUGUAAAAUAUAAAAGAUAAGAGAAAAUCUUCAGAAUCCAAGACUUGGUGAAGACUUUCUACAUAUAACACCAAAAGCAUAAUGCAUGCACAAAAGAGAAACUGGCAAAUUUGACUUCAUCAAAAUUAAAAAACUCUUGCUCUGGGAAUAGACAAGUUAGUUAGACAAGAUAGAAUAGACAAGAUAGUUAUUUUUUUUUAUGUCAAAUUGACUGUUUCACAGUGCCAGUUGUGUGGUCAAACAUUCUGGAUUUUUCUAUAAGUGUGGGGUUUUUUAUGAAAUUAACAUUUAAAUCAGUGGAAUUUGCAUAAAGCACAUUGCCCUCCAUAAUGGAGAUGGGCCUCACCCAAUCAGUUGAAAGCCUAAGCAGAACAAAAGACUGACUUUCUCCAAGCAAAGGAGAAUUCUGCCAGCGGACAGCAUUUGGAUUUGAAUUGCAACAUUGGCUCUUCCUGGUUCCAGCCUGCCAGCCCACCUUGCAGAUUUUAGACUUGUCAUUAUAAUUGCAUGAACCAAUUCCUUAAAGCAAAUUAUAUGUAUAUAAUAAUAUGUGUAUAACACAUAUAUCCUAUUGGUUUUGUUUCUCUGGAUAACCCUGGGUAAUAUACCAGAUUUUGGCUAUUUCACAUAAAGUUACUACAAACAUUUA
Messenger RNA from Vicugna pacos (alpaca), 8501 nucleotides. It is a transcript of the gene CNTLN, whose product is annotated as centlein. NCBI's taxonomy places the organism in Eukaryota, Metazoa, Chordata, Mammalia, Artiodactyla, Camelidae. Gene Ontology annotation, cellular component: centrosome; centriole. The record is from RefSeq and is a predicted model, not a curated record. Gene Ontology annotation, biological process: centriole-centriole cohesion; protein localization to organelle.